This is a messenger RNA of Zymoseptoria tritici IPO323, 581 nucleotides long. RefSeq lists its product as uncharacterized. The record is from RefSeq and is a predicted model, not a curated record. NCBI's taxonomy places the organism in Eukaryota, Fungi, Ascomycota, Dothideomycetes, Mycosphaerellales, Mycosphaerellaceae. The transcript has a single exon. The annotation marks the transcript as partial.
AUACUGAUGGACUGGCAGCAUGAAUAUUGAUGCAAGUCGUGGUUUCAUGAUGCUAAUGUCGGCAGGAGUUACCGGCGUGAAGACUUCCAUAGUCCGCCAGCGUGGCCAUGUCCGUCGUACUGGUCCGGCGCAAAGAGCCGCAAGAGAUGCACGAGGCGCGAAUCGACCAUGUUUCCAUCGACAUGCGUGCGCCAUCGAUCAUCAAACACCAGGACAAGAGCCUCACGUCCGAUCCUCACCCUUCUCACCAGCCGGACGUUGAACUUCCGCCCUACUCGCCGUGCGACAGCUACCAAGCGCGGCGAAUCGGUCUCAACAGCGCCAGCAAGGCAUGACUGGAGGUCCAUGAGUUCGAGCCACGACGACUCUCGGGCGAUGUACAGAAAUCGCCAUCAUCUCCGCGCUUGCAGCAAACCAACGCACGCUGACGAUGUUCCCGAACUCAAUGUGUCCCUUUCACGAAUACCGACACCCGCCCAUUAUAUUCCAGAUCUUCUCAGCAGAUCGACAUCACCUGCAGAUCAAUCCAGCAGCGUUCAAUCCGGCGGCUCAGAGCAACGUUCAUUCAGCUGGCGAGAGCC